Messenger RNA from Pomacea canaliculata, 14148 nucleotides. RefSeq lists its product as uncharacterized. The coding region runs from base 1453 to 13290 and encodes 3945 amino acids. The record is from RefSeq and is a predicted model, not a curated record. Gene Ontology annotation, cellular component: protein-containing complex; plasma membrane. Gene Ontology annotation, biological process: establishment or maintenance of epithelial cell apical/basal polarity; heterophilic cell-cell adhesion. The transcript has 70 exons. NCBI's taxonomy places the organism in Eukaryota, Metazoa, Mollusca, Gastropoda, Architaenioglossa, Ampullariidae. Gene Ontology annotation, molecular function: calcium ion binding; protein binding.
AGCCAUUCACAAAAUGGCGCGAUGCCGGCCCGUCAUAGUUGUUUCCUUUAUCCUCAACACGAAGGCUUUGUGUUGUGUGUGUAAGCAGUGUGCACGUGGGUGUUAUGCAAAUACAAGUUAGAAGGAUGCUGUUACCGAUAAAGGGUGAAGGGCAGGGGACCUAAAAGGUGUUGGAGGGAAUUGACUUGUGCGUCGUAAUUCGAUUUUACGGGAGGAGUUAUUUCCUUCAGCCGUUACGUCGCUCAGCCAGCGUUUGGCUCUGUUCGCACGCGUCGAACGUGGAGUCCGUGAGUUUCAAAGUGUGCACUGCCUGCCUGGCCUUGCCUACUCGAGACUGCCAAUCCUUCACUCGUGGCCUCGAACACUAACCACAACGCGCCGAACAGAUUCCUCGAUCGACGUGGUGUUUCCUAACUUCGCCACAGAAGAGUUCAGAAAGCGCACAAGUUACGCGCCUUGAUUCCGCGUACAGCACGGCGAACGCUAAGACUGAAAGGUGCAGCGAAACUUUUUGAGUUGUGGACGACAGGAGAGAGAAGAGGAAGACCCCCUCCACGAGACAUCAGUCAGAGCGAGGGGAGGUUCCGUGUACAUCGGGAGGAUAAGGAUUUAUUGCUGUAAGUUGGCGAGGCCACGGCCCGCAACUUCUGCGCCCUUUACCCUCCCCCUCCCGCCUCCUCGCCCUCCCCUCAGGACAUGGCCCGCAGAGGAGAGCGCGAUUCCUGCACUAAGGACUCACCUCGGGUUCAGCUCGAGUUGCCGUGUGUGCUACCAGUCGAGGAAGCGUCGUGGCAGAGAUUUCAGUCGCCAGUAACUGUAGUCGCCUGCCUUGGUGAUUUCGUGGUUUUUAAGAUGUGAGGGGCGUGGACCCAGUGGUCGAAAGGCCACUUUUGACAGACUGUUGUUCGUGACGUCACCGACAGUUUUGGCAGGUUUAUUAUUAUUAUUUUUGUUAGCGCUUGUUCACGUGUCAGCCAUACAGUGGUGCUGAGAGAGAGACAAAAAGACUGAUGAUGGAGGGAAACAAAAACCCGACUAGCAACCACUUCUACUGAGAUAUGUAACCUGGACUUGAACGUGGAUAUGCCGUCAGAAUUCUUCAGACAAAAAGGCUUCGGUCUUUUAGUUCCGCGAAUUUCUCCGAGGGGGAAAAAAACCUAGCCAUCUGGCAAACCUGGCAAAGCUUUUUUGCUACAUCCGCGAUGUAUACGCUGCUAAAGCUAAACAGUUUAGCAAACAGCUAAACCAACCAGCGGUUUGUCGUCUUGUGGAAUUGCACGGCACGGUUCCGUCGUGCCUGGAUGACCAUUGUGUACCUGCUGUGACCGUGUGUGCUUAUAAUUCUCUGAGACAGGACUUAUUUUCUUGAGAUUAUCUUCAGUGGAGUGAGAAGUCCAGCGCCGAAAGUUGAGUGUUGUCAAAAAAGUGGUUAGCAGGAGGGAGCGGGGUGGCAUGGCUAGAGCUCCCUCCCUGCUAUCGGUGAGCACGAGGCAGAGGAUAUUGUCUGUCUUGCUGGUCGUACUUCAACUGCUGCUGCUGCUGGUGUCGCAGACGACUUUCGUGGCUAUAGCGGAAGCGUCAAAGAUUCCUGAUUAUGAAUUUCAGCUAACAUUCUAUGAUAAACCAGUUCCUUGGAGAAAAUGUCCAGAAGGCUGGAUACAGUAUGGAUCAAAGUGUUACAAGACGUUCUUUCAACAAGUAUCAUGGCAAGAAGCUGACAAAGUUUGCAAAAGUUUGGGUGGAAGUCUGGUGGAGGUGAAAGGAUUUAAUCAGAACCAAGAUCUUGGUCAGAUUAUUAGAGAGGGUCUUUCCCAGAGUUGGACUACAGACCAUGUGGUCAGCCUGUCCACGGGGAACAUCUCUCUACAUUCAUGGAUAGGUUUGAAGAGAGGCGUGAAUGGGGAUUAUACGUGGGCCAGUGGCAGAGCAGGGCAUGAACAGCAGGGUUUCUGGGAUAUAGGGAAUCCGCCCACAAUAUCCACAUUAAGUAGCAAUAUCCAUGUGAAUGAGCAAUGCUGUGAUAUCAAUCUGAACUCUACCGAGUACGGGGAGUUCCGAUGGAGCUUGACUGGAUGUGACAACAAAAGAAUCUUUAUGUGUGAAACAUUUGCAUGUAAUAAAUACCAGUUCCGGUGCACCAACAGCCAGCAGUGUGUGGGCAGCAAAUCAGUCUGUGAUGGAGAGCGUGACUGUGAUGAUGGGUCUGAUGAGCUUGAUUGUGGCCUAGGGGUUGACUGUGGAGGAAGUUUAGAGGGCCCCUCUGGAACAUUCCAUUCACCAAGAUUCCCUGAUUUAUACCCAGACUAUGCCACUUGCAUAUGGCAGAUCUGGACUCCUGUAGGAACCAAAGUACAACUGCAGUUUGAAACCUUCAGUACUGAACUCAGAUAUGACAAAGUUGAAGUGUUUGAUGGAAGUGAGAGACUGGACAAUGCUAGACUUGGAAUUUACUCUGGAAAUCAGGUGCCUGUAGUGCCUCUGGCAUCAAGCAAUGUUCUUCUAGUCACUUUCACCUCUGAUUUUUCUCAACAAGCCCAUGGUUUCAAUGUCACAUGGUUUACUGAGUCUUUUGGGGACCACUCUGGGGCUUGCGGAGGCAAGUUUUCUGCUGAUACACAAGUGCAAUGGUUCACAUCUCCUCUGUUUCCUACUCAUCCCUAUCCUGACAAUCUUGUGUGUGAGUGGAUCAUCACUACCCAUAACUCCUCGGACAUUAUAACUUUGCAGUUUGUGGAGUUUCAUCUGGAUAGUCCCUAUGACUGGGUAGAAGUGCAUGAUGGAUCAGAGGAGCAGGAUCAACUGCUGGGGCAUUUCUCAGGCUCAGAGUUACCUCAGGUCAUUGUGUCAUCUGGUCCUGCCAUCUUUGUUCGAUUUAAGACUGAUUUAAGUCAUGGGGAAAGAGGUUUCAAUGCAACUUAUGAAACAGGAUGCAGUGUAAAUAUCAGUUCUGGAUAUGCAAGAAUAUCCUCACCAGGAUAUAGGGCCAACAACUACCCAGAUAACACAUACUGUGUCUGGCAUAUUAUUGACAAUAGUUCCAGGAAUUUGACACUUAUCUUCAACUCAGAUUUUGAGACUGAACUUUACAUGGAUGUUGUCAAGGUUUACAAUUCUAGUCAUUCAUCAGAAAGAAAUCUUGUAGCUGAACUUUCUGGCAAUGUGAUACCAGCGCGCUUUCACUCUGAGAAGGAGUUUCUCAUUAUCUUUGAAUCGGACGGAAAUGUGAACCGACCUGGCUGGGCAGCUGCCAUUUCCUAUGACUGUGAUCCUCUGCCUAUAAAGCCACCUUUACAUAUAAACACAAGUUCAGUGGCAUUUGGCUCAGCAGUUGAAUACCAGUGUCAGGAAGGAUACAUCUUAAGUGGUCCAUCAAUAACAGUGUGUGGCUUACAGGCUUGGUCACCCAGUGCAGUACCUUACUGUCAAUUGAUCGACUGUGGAUCGCCAAGUAUUCCAAAGGAAGGCUAUCUGGUCCAUUUAUCAAACGCAACUUAUGGAGGAGUUGCCUCAUACAGAUGUAAUACUGGCUUUCGGAUGCAGGGCACAAACAAGACCGUGUGCAAAGAUGGCAAUUGGACAAAGCUACCUACUUGUGAAGAAAUAUUCUGCCCCAAGGAACCACCACCUUCAAAUGGCACAAGCAUGGCAGAGGACAACAGAUAUGGUGCCUUACGAGAAUACUUCUGUAAUCAUGGUUACCAGCUCAUUGGAGCCAAGUUUUCUCACUGCACAGCUAAUGGCACCUGGUCCAGUCCCAUUCCACGAUGCCAGAUUACUCAGUGCCCAGCUAUUAUGGGCCUGUCCAAUGGUUACCCCAGUAAGACCGGACCUGUCAGCAUUAGAGACACAGUGGUGAUUAGCUGUGAUUCAGGUUAUGAAAUGAUUGGCAAUAGUACUCUGCUUUGCACUCCAGAUCUCAUUUAUGACAAGCCUCUUCCAGUGUGCAAAGACAUUGAUGAGUGCUCAUCAGCUGAAGGAAGUAUUUGCAGGAAUGGUGUGUGUCAGAACCUUCCAGGUGAUUUUCGCUGUAUCUGCCAGGCUGGUUACAAGAAUCCUGGAAAUGAUGAAACCAUCUGUAAGGAUAACAAUGAAUGCCAAACUGCAAAUGGAGGCUGCAGUCAUACUUGUGAAAACUUUCAAGGAGGAUACAGAUGCACUUGCAGGCCUGGAUUCCAGUUAUACAAUGGUUCUUUGACCAACUAUAGUGGCUCACAGCUUUCACCUGGGAAGACCUGUAUUUCUGUCUGCCAGCCAUUUUCUGUGAUGGAGGGGUCAGUGUUCUACACAAAAGCACCGCUAAAAGAUGGCACUUUCCUUUACCCUGCUGAGGCUUUUAUCAGAUGUCCUCUUGGAAGUAUACCUGAUGGACCAGCCCUUGUCAAAUGCCAGCAGGAGGGGGGCUGGUCAGCAUCUGUUACAGCUUGUCGAGUAUCCUACUGCCCCCAGCUGAAUAACCCAGAUCAUGGUACUGUUGACACCAAUGGCUUAACCCUUAAUAGUAAGGCAUCUUAUACCUGCAAAAAGGGAUACCAACUAAUGGGAACAAAGUUUCGCUACUGCCAACUUUAUCAGGAUCGCAGUACAUAUCUUCAACGAUUUCAAUGGACUGAUGUUGAUCCCUUUUGUCAAGUCAACUGUGGAGUGCCACCACAAAUAGACAAUGGAGUAGCUCUGUACUUACACACUACUCUAGGAGGAGAAGCUGUCUACUCCUGUGACUGUGGUUACUAUUUAACUGGAGAUAUGGUGGUUCAGUGUCAAGACAAUGGUCUCUGGUCUGGCAAUGGCUCCACUUGCAAUGUCCUAACCUGUUCAACUCCUGAGAAUCCAACUUAUGGCAUCUUAGAGCAGACACAGUUCAUGUACUCUGUGGGCUCUGUCCUUGACAUUGCCUGUGAUAGACCAGGCUACGAUCUCUCGGAUCCUUGGCCAUUGAAAUGUGAAUCACCUGUCAGAAAGCAGGUGGCCUCUGUUUUACCCUUAUACCAACUGGCUGUAAACUUCAGCUUGGAAACAGGAAAUGACAUGAACAUCACUCUUUCAUGUGGAACAAAUUACCAAGAGAAGGCAGAGACACUCUUCACUCAGUUCUUGUCACAGUUUGAAAUGUUUUGCACCAGUCCUGUCCAACGGAAAAUAGUGAUAGACUCCGUGAAAGUAACUCUGUGGGCUGAACUGUCUGUUGCCAGACGUGAAGUGCUAGUUCAUUCAGCAGCAUGCUUUCCUCCAUGCUGGAAUCAUCCCAUGAUCCAGAUUGUCCUGCAGUUUCCUUGCUACAAAACACUUUGCAUGCUAGUGGACUGGGGUGGAGAAUGCCCAGAAAGACUUGAACUUUUAGGAGAAGGAUCUCAGUGUUGGAUGGGCAUACCAGCAUGCUGGGAAGAAUGUGAAAAUCGGAUCUACGGCACCAGUACCCUCUCUCCAUCCCCCAUAAACACAGACCAUGAGACCAUCACAUCAUCUCCCCAUUCAGCGACAAUGACCACCACACUCUCUGUCCCGGUCACCACCUCUUUCUUGCCAAGUACCUAUGAUCCAAGUUUGCUGUCAUGGAAUGUUACUCUCUCAAGCACUGAUGUUCAGAGCAGCAUUGCUUCUUCAAAACCAGCAUUCACUGCUGAAUCAGAAACAUCCAGUGAGUCCACAGUUAAAGAUAUCACUGUCAAGUCAACAACUUUGCCCUCAGCAAUUUCCUCUACUGUUUUAAGUAAAACAACUCUGAGUCCUUCACUGUCAGUAACAGGAGAAGCUUCUGCAGUAAUACCUGAAUCACAAACCCCAACUGUGUCGGUGACAAGAUGGGAUGGAAAUGGCAGCAGUGCGACAGGUGCUUUGACAAGUGGACCAGAGUACACGGUGGUUGCAACGAACCCUGUGGACAUUGUGCCAGCAUUUUUCUCUCUGAGAAUUGAAGAUACACUGCAAGGGAGCUUCAGAAACCUAAGUUGUAUUGAUGCUGUGCACCUGAGUAUCAACAAGAAGGUAGUCAGCAUGAUGCAAGACUUCAAAAGUCACAUUGGUAAAGAUUACUGCUUGAAUGCUUCAGAUGUCAUCGUGGAUCUGAAGUCAGGAAACAUUAGUUUCAGAGGGAACAAGCCCCACACAAGCCAAGUGCCAGUUAAAACAAUACCCAGAAUGGUACACACCUUCAAAGGAACAUUUGUGCAGGAGACUCAGGGAACAGGAGCUGAAAAAUGUCAAGAUGAGUACACAGGUGGUCUUCUGGCCUUUCUAACAGAUCUGGAAUCUGCCAUGCAGAAUCGAGAUGCAAGUUGUGCAGCUAUUUAUAUAAACAUAACUGCAAAUAUCACACUUGCUCGCAGAGGCAAUAAGUAUGAUGCAGAGGCUCAGGUGAUUUUGAUGGCAUUGGAUGGCAGUGUAGAUCGCCUAGCCAUGCACAGGUGUGCAGCGUUUGUGACAUCAGAGUUGCUGUACCCACUUAAUCACCUUCCAAAUGUGACAUUGCCAAAGUCCUAUCUUCAAAACUGCCCAGCAAUCACCCUGAAUCCUGCUCAACUUUCAAGCAAUGCUAGCAGUAUCUCUUACUUCUGUCCUGAUAGCUACAUUUAUGAUGUUUUCAACUUUCAGUGCAUUGAUGAGACUUUACCGUCAUACACCAUUCACAUAGACUUAGCAAUUACUGAUGUGACAGACAGUAAUACCUGCCAGCAGGCAAUCCAAAAGGCAGCUGAAGAUGUUGAUCAAAUGGUCGUUGGAAACACACAAAAGCUUAUUCUUACAGGAGGGCUCUGCAGUGUGUCAUCAGUGGGUGCUAGGAUAUUAUUGCAACCGCAGAAUGCCAGAUUGUCACUUGCAGUUGCUCAGACCACCAUCUCUAUUCCUUUGGUAUUGGUCAGUCUGGAUGGACAGAUUGCACCUGUCAAAAACUGCAGGAAUGAACUUUAUUCUUACCUGACUAUGGCCUUAGAUUUUCCUGUCAAGAACAUGACAACCAGCAUACAGAGGGCAUGUUCAAAUGCUGUGGGGCCUAACAACUACACUAUAAGCUCAGAAGAAUGGACUUGCUUUGAAGGAUCCCUCUACAAUUCUGAAACACACACUUGUGUAAAGACAGGAAUUCUAGGGGAAAAGUCCAACAGAUGUUAUAGGUUUGAAGCUUCAGAUAUUAGUGAUUCAGACUUGAAGGUCAAGAGGAGGAAGCGUAAUGUCUGGAGCAGCUUGUUAGUAAAUGCCCUGCCUUACUGGAACACUACUAUCCCCUCAUGCCAAGAUCAUGAAGCACCAACAUUUCAUGACUGUCCAAAGAUGGAGCAGAGGAUUGAACUUGGACCAGGAGGACCAUUGCCUGUAAACAUUAGCAUUCCAGAGAUCAGUGACAAUUCUGGAGGUCAGCUGUUUGUCUCUUUCCAGCCAGCAGACUUUCAUCUUCCAUACAUCUUCCAUCAUAACAUGACAGUCAACAUGUCAGUCACUGACUCAGCUGGAAACAAUGCUGUGUGCAGGAUGUCAGUUGGAUUGAUUGAUACCACACCUCCAUCGGUGGAGUGCCCUACUCAGGUACAUAGACAACACUAUGCUGGCAACAGCAGCCACAUUCCUCUGGUGCUUCCGCUAGAUGUUGUGUCAUCUUGGGACUUCAGUGGGAUCUCUCACAAAGUGUUUAGUCCUUCCCUUGGUACUUUAGUACCUGUUCUUCAGGAGCUGUCCAUAACAGUCACUGUCUUUGACUUCUUUGGAAACAGUGCAAACUGUUCGUUUGUAUACUUCAUUGAAAUGGAUGUGUGCCCUCUGUGGACUCUGCCUGAACCAAGUGGUGGUAAGCGUGUGUGCCCAGACCAAGUAGACAGCCUUGCUGGCAAGGGCUUUUCAUGCACAGUUUCCUGCAACCACAGCUAUGGCUUCAUCAGUCCACCACCUACACAGUAUACAUGUGUUAAUGGCAGCAACUGGCAGCCACAUAAUUAUGUACCAGAUUGUGCCUUGAGAGUUUAUCCAAACCAGGACCUUAACCUAACUUUGAACUUCACCUACAAUGGCACAAUCAGCAAUGAGUGUGCCAAGCAGAUUGGAAACUCCCUUCUGGCAAAUCUGGAGCCAGUGUUUGCUAAAAUCUGUGAAAUUAUUGCUGAUAAUAUCACAAUGAACAUCACACAUAUGGGGUACUUUGACCCACAGAACCAGUUCUCAUUGAAAAUGAAAGUACAACUGGUGCUAAACACCAAGGCUUUAGUCGAUGCAGCUCGGUGGUGUGGGAAACAGAUAGGAACAAAAAUUGAAACGUUUCCUGUUCAGGCAUCAGCUAGCUGUGGCAUGGCCUCUUUACAGCCUCCAGUUGACUUCUUGGUGCAAGACACUUGUUCUGAUGGGUCCAUUCUUGUCGAUGGCUCUUGCUUGGAAUGUCCUCAAGGGAUGUACCAGACAGGCAGCAUCUGUGUGGAAUGUCCAGCAGACUCCUAUCAGGACCAGAAAGGCCAGCAGACAUGUUUUUCUUGUCCACCUGGAAUGCAUACUCUCACUGAUGGAGCCAAGACUGCAAGAGAGUGCAUGGCUGCUUGUGAACCAGGAUACUAUUCCAGCACUGGAUUAGCACCAUGCUUUAGUUGCCCUAAAGGCUGGUACCAGUCUAAACAUAGAGCUACUGCAUGUGAUCAGUGCACAUCUGGAUCCAGCACAUACUCUCCAGCUGCAACAAGUCAUGAAAACUGUAAAGCCAAAUGUCAGCCUGGGCUCUACAGCCUGAGUGGACUUGAGCCUUGUUCUGCUUGUCCUGCUGGUUUUUUUGCCACAAAGACUGGUUCCCAGUUCUGCCUGGAGUGUCCAUGGAACCUGACCACAUUAAGUACUGGCAGCUCAAGUUAUGAUCAGUGUCUUGAGAUUGAUCAGUGUGAAAAUCAGCCAUGUGGAUAUGGUGCCACUUGUAUCAAUCACUUCCGCUUUUUCCACUGUAUCUGCCCAGCAGGAUAUACAGGCAUACUUUGUGAUGAGAACAUAGAUGAUUGUGCCAGUCAGCCAUGCAUGCAUGGUGGUACAUGCGAAGACCAUGUUGGCUACUAUUCCUGCCACUGCAGAGCAGGAUUCCAGGGAACAAUCUGCGAACAGCAGACAAAUGAAUGCGACCCAAACCCCUGUGAGCAUGGCCAGUGCAUUGACCUAAAUCUAAAUUAUGCUUGUAGCUGUUACCAAGGAUACACAGGUGCAAGAUGUGAGAUGCUAAUAGACAAAUGCUUGGAGACUCCAUGUCAGCAUGGAGGCAUGUGCAUCAGUCGCAUUGGUGGAUAUCAAUGUGACUGUACGGGAACUGGAUAUGAAGGACGCAAUUGUGAAAGAAAUAUUAAUGACUGCAGUGCUAGCAGUUGUCAGAAUGGAGCCACAUGCAGUGAUCUUCUUGGUGCCUUCAGUUGCCUAUGUGCUUCAGGCUUUGUUGGGGAAAGCUGUGAGGAGAAUGUUGAUGACUGCAGUAGCAGCUCCUGUGAAAAUGGUGGACUGUGUGUUGAUGGAGUGGAUUCCUUCACCUGCAUAUGCAAGCCUGGAUACACCGGGCAGCAGUGUGAAGAAGAAAUAGAUGAAUGCCUGUCAUCGCCUUGCAAGAAUGGGGCAACAUGCAUAGACUUGCUCCAUGACUACACUUGUUCAUGUUCUACAGGUUUUACUGGAAGGAACUGUGAGGAGAACAUAGAUGACUGCAUCAACAGCCUGUGCAACAUGACCGGCACUGACUGGUGUGAAGAUGGUGUGAAUUCCUACAAAUGCCACUGCCUGGUUCACUGGACAGGUAAACAGUGUCAGGAAUUGGAGGACCCAUGUUUUAUUGCUCCCUGUGCAGAGGGAGCCACAUGCAGUUCUUCUGGGCAGGAUUUUGUCUGCACUUGCCCUGCAGAUUUUACAGGCACUUUGUGUGAAGUGCGAAUUGACAACUGCGCAUCAAGACCCUGUUUAAAUAAUGGAAGCUGUGUGGAGACAGUACAUACCUACAUGUGCUUAUGUGCUGAUGGCUUCACUGGUGUAGUGUGUGAAACUAAUGUGAAUGAGUGCUGGUCACAGCCUUGUUUGAAUGGAGGAACAUGCAGAGAUCUCGUUAAUGGAUAUGCCUGCAGCUGUGUUCCUGGCUAUGUUGGUGAACAGUGUGAGGAAAAUGUAGACGAGUGCAUUAGUCAGCCAUGUCUUCAUGGGGCCACAUGUUCUGAUCACAUGAAUGACUUUCAUUGUGACUGCCCAAAAGGCUUUGAAGGAAAAACGUGUGAGCACAAUGUUAAUGAAUGUUUGUAUAAGCCAUGCAAGAAUGGAGGAACAUGCAUUGAUUUGGAGGGGCAAUUUUUGUGCCUCUGUCCUCCCAACUACAAUGGCAGCAACUGCCAGUCUGGUCCAUGCAGCUUGAAUGAUACUUGCCAGAAUGGUGCAACCUGCAUAAAUAGUCAAGGAAAGGCUAUCUGUCUGUGCCCCCCUGCUUAUGCCGGUGAAGACUGUGGGAAAGAAAAAUCUGGUGACUAUGAACUGUGGUUCCCUGGAAGCAAGGACUCAUUCUGCAACCCACCUCCUUUUGUGUUUCCUGGUGGUUCUGAAUUUGCUGUAUGUUUAUGGCUUCGCUUUGCCUCAUCACAAACUCGAGGAACAUAUCUCACAUUAUUUAGCAUUGAUGAGAAUGACAGAAAUAACUACACCAUGCUAGACAUGACUGGAAACACUGUGUCAGCAUCACUGUUUGGUGAAGUGGAGGGAAGGCACUUUGAGCUGAACAUUGCUGAUGGCAAGUGGCACCAUCUGUGCUAUCAAUGGGCUUGGGGCCAGCAUACAUUAUACAUUGAUGGCAUCAAGUCAGAUGGAGAAUCCUAUUUGUCACAAGAAAAAAAUUUACCUCACAGGAUGCAACUGGUCCUAGGACAGCCCACAAGUACGACACACGGUGAACCUUUCAAAGGUCUGGUCAGCCAUGUCAGCCUUUACAGCUAUACUCUAAAAGAAAAUUUAGUAAAGGUCAUGUUCAACAACUGCAGCAUGAUGGUGAUGGGAGAUGUGUACUCUUGGCCACAGACUGAUGCUUAUGUAAAGGGCAAGGUGACCAUCGUUGCUCCUCGCACCUGUGGCACAUCCAAUUGUCUGCCAUUUUCUGAUGACAAUCUUUGUGACCGCAUUGAAAACAAAAGAGACAGAAUAGCUCCAACAGUGGUGCAAUGCCCUCCUGACCAGGUGAUCACAAACAGCAGUGUUUUGGUGCAGGUCAGUUGGCAAGAGCCCAUCUUUGAAGAUAAUGUGGGCAUCAUCAGCAUACAACAAACUCACAGAUCAGGUCAAAUAUUUCAACAUGGAGAGUACAUGGUGACUUACGUGGCUUGGGAUGCAGAAAACAACUCUGUUGAUUGCAGCUUUGAAGUUAUUGUUAGACCAUUUGCAUGUGUGGAGCCUCCAGCCCCCAUAAAUGGUGCCAAAGUCUGCAAGACUUGGUUGUAUGGCAGCUUCUGUUCUGUGACUUGCCUCCCUUCUUACACGUUUGUGGAGCAGCCCCCACCUUUCUACAGCUGUGGCAGGUUGGGCUUCUGGGACCCACCCCGAGGCAAUCCUUUUCGCUUCCCACCAUGUGCUUCCAUUCACAACCCGUCUGCCAGCUUAAAAGGAGGGAUAGAGUUUACGGGUCCUGCAUGUUCAGAAGAGUUUAAAGUUAAGCUGAAGAAAAAUUUCUUCCAAGCCAUGUGGGAGCUUGAUGCUGGCCUGGGACUGUGCACUGCAGAAGUGUGCGACUUUGAAAAUGGUUUCAGGGUUACUUGCAACCCAACAACAGCAAGUCGCCAGAGACGAGAGAUAGCUGAUGUCUAUUAUGUAGACAUCAACCUCAGCAUCACCACAAACAGCUCUGUCUUUAAGCAAGCCAGCAGCCAGUUGGUGGCAGAGAAGGUGGUAACAGCAAUCAAGCAAGGGCGGUUCGAUGAUAGCAUAUUUAUAGCCCAGCACACUUCAGCGCACCUGACAGUUGAUUACCAGUGCUUGCCAGGACAAGUCUUAAAAAGCAUCACAGACUUUGCAGCUAAAGCUUGCUUUGACUGUCCACCAGGAUACAUGUAUGACAACGUCACAAAAAACUGUGCCAUCUGUAGAGAGGGAAGCUACACGGAAUAUCCACGACAGUUUCAUUGCGUCUUAUGCCCCACAGGCAUGACAACUUCUGCACCUGGUUCUGCAUCAAUAAUUGAUUGUAUUGAAGUGUGUCCUCCAGGAAGUUAUUACAAUCUGUCUGGUGGACAUUGUGAACUUUGCCCAAAAUGCCAGUACCAGGAUACCACAGGCCAAACAGCAUGUUCUUCAUGUCCUACUGGUUACACUACCCAAAGGCCUGGGGCUGCAUCUGUUGAGCUCUGUAGAGCAUGUAGCACUGGCCAAGAACUUGGGGAUGAUGGUAGUUGCUGCCCAUGUCCUUAUGGCACUUACCGGGAGAGUGACAAAGAAGAUUUCUGUUUGUCAUGUCCAUAUGGCCUGACCACUGACGCUCCAGGCUCAACAUCUGUGUCUAACUGCACUGUUGUGGUCUGUGAAAAGGGUUGGUAUCGCCUACAGACCAACACCUGUGCAGCAUGUCCGCAAGGGACAUUUCAGCCUUCUCGAGGGACAAGUCAGUGCAUUCCAUGUGGUGUGGGUUUGACCACUGCAUCUAGUGGUACUAUACAACGAGACCAGUGUGAGCCAGGGCCAGUGAAUGAAUGUGUGACAGGAAGUCACCAGUGUCAUAAACAUGCUGAGUGUAUGGAUACUGAGAAUAACUACCACUGCACUUGCAAAGCUGGCUACACUGGUGAUGGCGUCAAUUGUACUGACCUGUGCCUGAACUACUGUGGUGACCAUGGAGUUUGUGACUAUGGAGUCAAAGGUGAACCUUAUUGUAACUGUGCCACUGGCUAUCUGGGCAGCCAGUGCAGUGACAAAGUUGUCAAGGAUUUAAGCAGUGCAAUGAUUGGAGGAGUCGCUGGCUUUGUUGUGGCAGUUCUCGUCAUAUGCAUUUUCACUGCACUCUGUUAUUGGAGACACAGAGCAGAAAGGAAGAAGUCUCAAAGUCGGAUAUACCGUACAAGGAUGUCCAGUUCAGCGUUUUGUAAUGAGGGAUAUGAGACAGUGCGUGAGGGCAGCAACACUCCUUCACAACUAAUUAUUCAAGAACAGGAUAGUUCUUCCUCAUCUGCCUCAUCUUUGUCUAUUGCUCCACGAUGGAACCGCUCCACCUUUGCCAACUCUGAUGAGGAUGAAACAGAUGCCUGCUGGUUCGAGUCACUGCCAAUGGAUGACAUGUCCCUUGGAUGUGAUGCAUUCAGUAAGCCAGAACUUGUUGAGAGCCAAUCAUACUUCUAGAACAAUCUAGGCCACAUCAUCAGAAAUAAGCUGAUGUCCAUCCAAGCAUAAAGGAAAUGGCUGCAACUACUCACACACAGAUUCUGGCUAUGAAAACUCUUAUAGUAAUUGAUCAUCAUGUCUGUUUAUGUGUCAUUGAUCAGUCAUGUACUUGUGUGAUAUACUCUGAUUAUGUAAUAUAAGAGAGCUUUUUUAAAAAGAUGAAGAACAAUUUCCUGAAAUAGGCUGGUGUAUGAGGAUGAUUAUGUGUUCAGGGUUUCCUCUUAAUUUCUGGAAUGCCAACAACUCUUGGAGACCAACAACACAAUGAUGUGUGAUUUUAGCAAGUUGUGAAUAACUAUAUGUUUUUAAGCUGGUGAACUGGAUCAAAAUGGAUUCCUUGCUGGAAUUUAGUUUUAAAUUAUGUGUGAAGAACAAUCCGUUUUGUGACCAAAUCAGUUUAUUACACAUGGGGAAAAUGUGGAAUCUAGUACUUGUUGACAAGCGCACCUAAAAAAAUUAUUUAUAUUGCACAUUUUUGAGUCUUUGACAGAGUAAGUGAAUAGAAUGCAAAAUUAAAAGUGAGAUGACAAUCAUUUUCCCUCUUUACUCACACAAGCAAAAAUAUGUGCUCAUAGCACAAAAAUAAUGUUGCUAUUCUAAGAAACUGUAUAAUCUAUAUGUAGUCUUAUUUAUGAAGUUUUGUUUACUUGACUGUCUCAGCGAAGAUUUAAUGGCCAGAUUCAAUCUUUAAAUGCAUGAGAUGAUGUACUUAGCUGCCUACCUGGUCAUUAUACCGGGAAAACAGAAUGAUGUUGGUCUUUCAUUACUUGAUUGUGAAUUUGUUAGUAAAAGUUGGAUCUGUAGCAAUAUUGUAAA